AUGUUUGUAGCUAGUAAUAGCGAAUGUGCAAGGGUGGCUUAUUUGGAUGUUGGGCAUCCCCCUACUCUGCACAUUUACGGAGUGGAUGACCUUGUCUCUCACGAUGCGUGGCACCAACACAUCAUCAGGCACCAACACUACUCCAAGCACCAGCAACACCAACUCCGAGUCGAGGAAGGAUAUGCGGAUCAUGAGCGUUGGGUAUUCUCGAGCGGGCGCACCACUCGCCGCAUCUGUCUUCUUUCCACCUCUGCUGGUCCAAAAAGAGACCCAAGUCAGAUUGAUCCCCACCACGCUAGCACGCCCACAGGUCCAUCCGAGGCGUCUUUGUUUCCUUACUUGGCGUGA
Pochonia chlamydosporia 170 is the source of this 348-nucleotide messenger RNA. RefSeq lists its product as hypothetical. The transcript has a single exon. Bases 1 to 348 code for a protein of 115 amino acids. NCBI's taxonomy places the organism in Eukaryota, Fungi, Ascomycota, Sordariomycetes, Hypocreales, Clavicipitaceae. The record is from RefSeq and is a predicted model, not a curated record.